AUGAAGAGGAGCAAAACCAAAGCAACAAAGAAGUUAGCCACCAAAGACAAGCUAUACAGCAAAAGGAAGAAGAAUGGCAAACACAAAAAAGAAAAAACAACAAGCAACAGGAGGAAAAAGUUCAAAAAGCAGUGUGGAGACCAACCUCACCACAAAACAGGAGGACAACUCAGCAAGCAGGAAGUUCAACAUGAAGACAUAGAUGAGCAUACAGAAAUGAAAGGACACAAACACAAGGAGCAAAAUACAGGGCAGAAGAACCAUAAUGUACAGGCCGAUGAAGUAUCAGAAAUUGACAAAUCCAAGCAACAGGCAGACAAAGGGGGGAAUCACAAUCAAAGAGGGGCAGCUAUGGCAAAAGAUAUGGGGUCCAAAGCUAGCACUAGCAAACAAGGGACCACCCCGAAGAGAAAGAAUAAACCUAGUAAAAAGAAGAGGGAAGCAGCUAAGAAAAAAUUAAAUGCUAAGCAAGGAAAUGAUCAAAACCAGCAGGAGGAACAGACUAAUCAGGACAACAACUGCAAGAAGUUUAUUAUGGUGGAUGAUCUGCAGGGUAUGGAUAUUACUCCCCUUCAAACUCAGUAUCUUACUCCCCCUCCCAAUGAUCCUCAAGACAGAGCAGCAACAUGCAAGGUCAACUAUGUGCCAGUUAUUGACGAAUAUGAUGUGGAAAAUUCUGAAGAUGAACUAGAUAUAGAUAAUCAAUCUUUACAAGACCAGGAUGAUGAUGAUGAGACUAGUGAGUUGUCAUUUAAAGCUUUUAGUCCUCAUUAUGCCAAUGAUCUAGAAGAGGAAAUCCACCAGGUAUCAAGUCAACAAGGAUUAUCACCUAGAGGAAUGCAUUAUGACAGGUUCCAGACCAAACAAGGGCAGAAUCCUAGUGUUGUCACAGCAGGCAGACCAAACACCAGGCUCUUUACUUCCAAAUCAUCCCAAUGA
Messenger RNA from Solanum tuberosum (potato), 939 nucleotides. RefSeq lists its product as uncharacterized. The transcript is spliced from 3 exons. Lineage: Eukaryota; Viridiplantae; Streptophyta; Magnoliopsida; Solanales; Solanaceae. The coding region runs from base 1 to 939 and encodes 312 amino acids. The record is from RefSeq and is a predicted model, not a curated record.